This is a messenger RNA of Loa loa (African eye worm), 390 nucleotides long. RefSeq lists its product as hypothetical. The transcript is spliced from 2 exons. Bases 1 to 390 code for a protein of 129 amino acids. NCBI's taxonomy places the organism in Eukaryota, Metazoa, Nematoda, Chromadorea, Rhabditida, Onchocercidae. The record is from RefSeq and is a predicted model, not a curated record.
AUGAUUGCUAUCAUUGCACGUAUCUUUGAAACGGAUGUUGAUGAUAGUUCACAUUGGGAACAAAAUAUUUCAACAAAUUUACAUUAUGCAUGCGAUUUGCAUACUGCUGCACCAAGUAAAUGUCCAAUGGUUGUUGGAAAAUCUGCAUGUCAACACUUUCUUGACAUACUUCAAAAUUUGGCGAAUCAUAAUUAUCAAUCACGUGAGGAAUGUAUGUUUAAAAUUGAUAACACGAAACAUUACAUAAAUCCAAUUACACAUUCAGUACGAUAUAAUCGUAUCAAUCCAUUUCAAGUGAUAUCAUAUCAUGAUCAUUCAAAUGAUGAUUAUAGUAAUAACAACGAUGAACCAUUCAGCUUGAUUCGAUUACAUACUCGUUCGUUCACAUAA